Molecule: messenger RNA, 1303 nt
Organism: Danio rerio (zebrafish)
Lineage: Eukaryota; Metazoa; Chordata; Actinopteri; Cypriniformes; Danionidae
Gene: cplane2
Product: ciliogenesis and planar polarity effector 2
Cellular component (GO): microtubule organizing center; cilium
Molecular function (GO): GTPase activity; GTP binding
Source: RefSeq, marked provisional
GCGAAUAGAAAGUUACUUGAUAUCACACAAUACAGUGCACAAUAUCUUUCUGCACUUGUGUUAAAUUAAAAUGUCUGUCCCACCUGGAUCCAUUAUCGUGUCAGACUGGCACCGCUGUCCUGAUAGCAGAGAGUUUUUCAGCAAAAUACUGCACAAGAAGAGACGGCGAAAGUUUGGGCUCUUAGAGGCGCCAAUGAUGCCUCCUCAGAUGAAUGUGGACCUCGUUCGCUACAAGGUGUUUCUCUCAGGUAAAACUGGAGUGGGGAAGAGCGCGCUUGCUGCCCGUCUCGCUGGACUCGACCUGCCCAAAAUGCACUACGAGACCACAGGCAUAGAAACAACUGUGGUCUUCUGGCCUGUCAGACUAAAGGAAAGUGGCCGUGUGUUGUUUUUCCGCUUCGAGCUUUGGGACUGUGGUGAAAGUGCCAUGCGUAGAUUUGACCACAUGUUGCUGUCCUGUAAGGAAAAGGUGGAUGCCAUCCUUUUCCUGUUCUCCUUUACUGACCGUGGCUCCUUUGACGAACUUACCAACCAAAUAUCACGGAUCACAGAACCUUCAGAUCGUGUGGUUAAAUUGGUGGUUGGCACAAAGUUUGAUUUAUUUAUGCACACAGACGUGACGGAGAGCGACGUGACACAUUUUCAGGAGGUGUGGGGUCUUCCGGUUUUCCGUGUGGGAGGUGAUGUGAGUGCUGGGCUUGGUGAGGUAGCACCUCUGCUAAAUGCCCUUGUGGAAAACUUGUGGCACCAGGAUUGUAUGGCCGCUUCAUCUGUCUCCAUCUCUCCACAGGCUGCUCUCAGAGAAACAAGCUCAGAAAUCAUUGUAUAGACCCAAAUUGAGUGAUGUUAACCAUAACAAUGGUCCCGAUGUGUUUCCUGGUACAUUGUUACAUUUCCAUAGCUUUUGAAAGUCAAAAAGUUCCACAUAUUAUUAAAUAUUGUUGCAAUAGCUGUUAUAACAUCGAGUUAUGAUUGAAUCUCCUCUUUUUACAGAUAUGAAAUAGUUUGACAACAAGCAAGAAGUAUUCAUGGCAUAGUGACAUCACCACACUGAAAUGGCCUAUAACUCCUACUCUAAUAUGACUAAAUGUGUAUGUGUAAUAUGCUGCUAUAUAUGGAAAUAAAUGUUUUUUUAGUUUUUACAUGUUUAUUAGACAUUUUAGUAGUGUUAAGUGCAAAUAUUUUAAACAGUGACCAAAAAUAAAAAUGACAUCUCAAUAAAUGAAUGUGCUUGUAAUUUCAGGAUAGUCACAGAUUUAUGUGUAUAUAUUCAGAAAGUCAAAAAUAAAAAUCUGUGCUAAAG